Medioppia subpectinata is the source of this 396-nucleotide messenger RNA. NCBI's taxonomy places the organism in Eukaryota, Metazoa, Arthropoda, Arachnida, Sarcoptiformes, Oppiidae. The record is from the annotation of a GenBank genome assembly.
AUGCAAAUUGCCGAACAGUUGAGGGACGGACUCUUGACCACCAGAGGCGAGGCUUUGUUGCCACUCAUGUUGGCCUCGUAUAUAUUCGACGCACUCGUCCUGGCGUCCAAUCAGAACCAGUCGCGAACGAAUCCCGUGAACAACAUUAAGAUACCGACUGACGAGCGGUUGGGCUUCGAGGCCGCUGUGGCCGCACUCGGACUCAAAGCCAAUGUGUCCGAAGCCGAACACCCCUUGCUCUGUGAGGGCACCCGUCGUCAGAGGGGAGAACUGGUGCUCACAUUAUUAGUACACUAUAAAGACGAUCAGCAAAAGUUGCAUAAAAUUAUGGACAAACUCCUCGACAAAGAAGUGCACCAAAUGUACAGAACCUCUGCCGACAGUUUCGGCAGCAAU